This is a messenger RNA of Colletotrichum truncatum, 1833 nucleotides long. Its product is annotated as beta-fructofuranosidase. NCBI's taxonomy places the organism in Eukaryota, Fungi, Ascomycota, Sordariomycetes, Glomerellales, Glomerellaceae. Gene Ontology annotation, cellular component: cytoplasm; fungal-type vacuole. Gene Ontology annotation, molecular function: sucrose alpha-glucosidase activity. Gene Ontology annotation, biological process: sucrose catabolic process. The record is from RefSeq and is a predicted model, not a curated record.
AUGCGUCAGAAUCUCUUCUUUACAUCGCUUCUGUCGACAUUGCUUGCAGCCCCGACGACAAACGCCCUUCCAGGAUUCUUCUUCCCUGACCCAGAAGCACAACCUCCAGCGCAAGAAGAGCUCAAACGCUCCGAACCUUCACACACAGCCAGGAUGGCCAGCACCGAUCGCUCCGCUCGCUGGAGGCCGCAGAUUCACUUUUCACCGCCCUCCAACUGGAUGAAUGAUCCCAAUGGCCUCUUUAUCGAUUCGGACGGCGUCUGGCACAUGUAUUACCAGUAUGCCGAUAAUGUACCGGGAGGUGGCGCGAAGCACUGGGGCCACACCACGGCUACCGACUUCUACAACUGGGUUGACCACCCAAUUGGUAUUCCCGCUUCUGCGCGUGACGGCUCCAUUUGGUCGGGAAGUGUCGUUAUCGACAAGGAAAACGUGUCUGGGUUCUUUCCAUCCAACAAGACCAACGGCAAAGAUAACAUUAUCGCCUACUACACCUCAUGGGAGCCCGACCAGCAAUCCCAGCACAUUGCGUGGUCGUACGACGGCGGCGAGACCUUCAACCAGUAUGAGAGCAACCCUAUCAUCUCACUCAACCGCCACGGUUUCCGCGACCCCAAGAUUUCAUUCCACCACGAGACAAAGACCUGGGUCAUGGUAUUGUCUUUGGAGAACCAAGUCACCUUCUACACCUCGACAGACCUGGUGAAGUGGACCCAAGUGUCGUACUGGAACCCUCAGCGCAACAUUGGUAUGAUUGAAUGCCCGCAGUUCCUCCAGAUCCCCCUUAAGGACAAGUCCGGGAAGCCGGUCGGCUCCAAAUGGGUCUUGACCCUCAGCUUGGGCGGUGGCUCUCCUACUGGCGGAGCGGAGGUGAAGUAUCUCACCGGCAGCUGGGACGGCACCCACUUCACGCCAGACGGUCCUGUUUCAGGCCGCAGUGCGCGGAAUACCAUCCACGCGCGGCAAGACACCUACGCGAUCCACGACUUUGAUUUUGGCCCCGAUAACUACGCCACGGCCUUCUUCCACUUCCAAGAUCUCGACGACGCCAACCACGACGCCUACUCUGUCACCUGGGCAGUCGACGCAUCAUCGUACGGAUGCUGCACGCCGACGGACCGUGAGGGUUGGCGCCACUGCAUGGGCGGCGUCCGCCGUCAUUGGCUGGACGCUAACACCAACAAGCUUGUUUCCGUGCCUGCUGGCGACCUCUCGAAGCUUGCAAGCACGACCCCCGGCUGGAACCCCAUAAUUGACGAGAAGAACGUUGCGGGCAUCGAGGGCACUAGUUCCGUGAUCCGCGAUUUCGACCCUGCCGUCGAGUGGACCCUGACCGUCCGCAUGGCCCGGUCCCUGCUCCAAGAAGGCUCCACUGCGUCCGCCGAGCUCUCAUUCCAGGGCUCCCAGUCCAACGGUGCGGAGAAGGUGUCCUUGGGUUUCCAGUUCACCGGCAGCGCCGGCAGCGCCGCCCCCGUAGCCAGCUUCAACAUCGCACGCGCUAGCACCACCUGGGAUAGAUCCGGCAGUUACGGUAUCUCGGACGUACAGGCCCUCGAGGCCGCGUCGGAGGAGGGUUCUGAUGCCAACAUUGAGUUCCACCUGCACGGCAUCAUCGACCGCUCCAUCCUCGAGGUCUACGUCAACGGCGGCGUCGAGGCUGGCACCAUGCUCUAUUUCACCGACAAGCCGCUCGACAGCAUCAUUCUCACGCGGGGCGGCUCCAACGCGCAAGGCAUUACGUUCGACUUCAAGGCUACCGCGCUCAAGAGCUCCUGGGGUGCCUACGAGGAGAAGGCUCCCGCCAAGGAUGAAUGGAUUACGGAGGAGUUGUAG